GACAAGCUGACAUACUCAUAAUCUUCAUUUAUGCUUUUGCACUACUCAAAUGAUCAAAUCGCAACCAUGAAAAGAAAUUCUUAGUAUGAAAGCAACGGUUAGAUGUAAACCACGUGUGCUUAGCAGCAUUCGCCGCGAACACAGCUGCUGUCACAUCUUCUCCUCUCUCUCAGUAACAUCUGGAAGACUUAAGACCCGAGAAGUAAAUAAUGUCCAAACUCACUAGAAACAUACGAUCUGAAACAGUGUGUGUAACGCGACAUGAGUCAACUCGUUGCAAGGAGAGGUUUACGAGAUCUGCUUGUACACAGCAGAGUAAACUGUAACAUGUUCGCGAGGUGUGUUUCCGCCGCCUCAGUGGUUAGACGUGCAGGAGACACAAAUAAACCGACGCUAGUUCAUGACUGGUGCGGCGGCUUUGUCGGUUGCAACAUCCGUUCUGAGCAUGUGCAAGUAUACUUGAUGGGAGAUUUCAACAUGAGGUGGAGGAGGAUGUGUUCUGCGUCGGCUACCGAAAAGAAAGAUGAAAAGCCGAGGCUCGAUACGGUGAGGAAAGAUCAAGACGGCGGUGGAUCUGUGACGGUUCCGAGUUAUUGGGGAAUAGAGACGGCCAAAAUGAAGAUUGCUCGCAAAGAUGGGUCCAAAUGGCCUUGGAACUGUUUUAUGCCGUGGGAGACACAUCAAGCAGACUUAACGAUAGAUUUUAAGAAGCACCACGUUCCAAAGAAUAUGGCCGACAAAAUCGCGUACGUGAUAGUCAAGAUCCUCCGUGUUCCCACCGACAUAUUCUUUCAGAGACGUUACGGAUGCAGAGCAAUGAUGCUAGAGACAGUAGCAGCCGUACCAGGAAUGGUAGGAGGAAUGCUCCUCCACCUAAAAUCAAUCCGAAGAUUCGAACACAGCGGAGGAUGGAUCAAAGCGUUGCUAGAAGAAGCAGAGAACGAGAGGAUGCAUCUAAUGACGAUGAUGGAGUUAGUCAAACCCAAAUGGUACGAGCGUCUUCUAGUGAUACUCGUUCAAGGCGUUUUCUUCAGCUCUUUCUUCACUUGUUACGUGGUUUCGCCACGGUUGGCUCAUCGUAUCGUUGGAUACUUGGAAGAAGAAGCUAUACAUUCUUACACGGAGUUUCUCAAAGACAUCGAUGAUGGGAAGAUCGAGAACGUUGAGGCGCCGGCGAUAGCGAUUGAUUAUUGGAGGUUGCCGGAAGAUGCUACGUUGAAAGAUGUUGUCACUGUGAUUCGUGCUGAUGAAGCUCAUCAUCGAGAUGUCAACCAUUUUGCUUCCGACAUUCGUAAUCAAGGGAAGGAGUUGCGAGAAGCAGCAGCUCCAAUUGGUUAUCAUUAGCGACUCUAGUUUUAUAAAUCGUUUUAGAGAAUGAUGAAUGUACUAAACAUGAUCUUGGUUAGCAUAAUGGAACUAGAAUUGUGGAAGCUUCUUGGUCAAGUAAUGCUGUACAAUUGAUAAUUCAGGUUUUCAAUUAUAGAAAAAUAAUAUUUAUCAUCAAUUAUAUUUAAAAAUAUUUAAUUUUAACAA
Messenger RNA from Brassica napus (rape), 1533 nucleotides. Its product is annotated as ubiquinol oxidase 2, mitochondrial-like. Gene Ontology annotation, cellular component: mitochondrion. The record is from RefSeq and is a predicted model, not a curated record. The transcript has 5 exons. Lineage: Eukaryota; Viridiplantae; Streptophyta; Magnoliopsida; Brassicales; Brassicaceae. The coding region runs from base 262 to 1344 and encodes 360 amino acids. Gene Ontology annotation, biological process: alternative respiration. Gene Ontology annotation, molecular function: alternative oxidase activity.